CUACCUAUCUAUCUAUUUACUACAAGUUAACAGUUAAGUAAUCCAAUCAAUUAAUCGAAAAAUAAAUAAAAUGUCUACCUGCCACGACAAUCCCCCCCUUCCCGGUUCCCCUCGAACCACCAAAAGCAAAGUCCUCGAGACAGGCGCUGCUGCAGUGCAGAACUUCACUCCUGUCAAGCAGAUCUGCGCCCAUUUGAAUGCGUUCCAUGUCUACGCUGAUGAUCCGACGAGAUGUGUGGAGGCGAAUCAUUACUGUUCGCAUAUUACUGAGGACAUCAGACAAUGCCUCCUCUACGACUCCCCCAACGCCAACGCGCGCCUCAUCGGCCUCGAAUACAUGAUCUCCCCUCGCCUCUUCCGCACGCUCCCCGAAGAAGAAAAACACCUCUGGCACACGCACGAAUUCGAAGUCAAGAGCGGCAUGCUCGUCAUGCCCUCGCCCGCAAUGAUGCCCGACAUCGCGUGGGACACGGCCGAGACGUCCGAGAUGUACGACGUGGCGCCGCUGUACGGCAAGACGUACCACUUUUGGCAGGUGGAUCGCGGCGAUGCGCUGCCGUUGGGCCCGCCUGUGCUGAUGGGGAGCUUUGUCUCUGAGGAGACUGUGAAGCUGGCGGAGAAGGGGGGGUUGAGUGAGUUGUGUAAGGAUAGGGACCAGCGGUUUGGGAUUGAUACCGCUAAGAAGGCGGAGAUGAGGAAGGAUAUUCCUGAUGUGGAUAUGGAUCCUGCUGCAGAUGCUGGCAAGCCUAAGUAGGACAAGACAAGUACAGUGUAAAAUGAUAAUAAUGUCAAUAGUAUUAAGAUAGUCUAAAGUGAUGUCUCCCAUCUUUACCACCCAGCAUCCCAUUCCCAUAGUUAAAUGGGGUCCACGCCGGGCUAUCGUUCAGGGAAGUUAUCCGAAGACAACAAAUGUUCAUCUUGCUUCACUGUCCACACUCACUCGCUCUGGUUUUUUAUUUCGGCAGCGGU
Aspergillus candidus is the source of this 969-nucleotide messenger RNA. RefSeq names its product OBAP family protein. The record is from RefSeq and is a predicted model, not a curated record. NCBI's taxonomy places the organism in Eukaryota, Fungi, Ascomycota, Eurotiomycetes, Eurotiales, Aspergillaceae. The coding region runs from base 71 to 754 and encodes 227 amino acids. The transcript has 3 exons.